Erigeron canadensis is the source of this 1983-nucleotide messenger RNA. Its product is annotated as phenylalanine ammonia-lyase-like. Gene Ontology annotation, molecular function: ammonia-lyase activity. Lineage: Eukaryota; Viridiplantae; Streptophyta; Magnoliopsida; Asterales; Asteraceae. The record is from RefSeq and is a predicted model, not a curated record. Gene Ontology annotation, biological process: L-phenylalanine catabolic process. Gene Ontology annotation, cellular component: cytoplasm.
AGUAGUGAUUGGGUUAUGGAGAGCAUGAACAAAGGGACCGAUAGUUAUGGUGUUACCACUGGCUUUGGUGCCACCUCCCACCGCAGGACUAACCAAGGUGGUGCUCUUCAGAAGGAACUCAUCAGGUUUUUGAACGCUGGAAUCUUUGGCAAUGGUACAGAGUCAUGCCACACACUUCCGCACUCGGCAACAAGACCUGCCAUGCUAGUGAGAAUCAAUACCCUUCUCCAGGGUUACUCUGGCAUCCGUUUCGAAAUUCUGGAAGCCAUCACCAAGUUUCUCAACACCAAUGUCACCCCAUGCUUGCCUCUUCGUGGGACCAUUACCGCUUCCGGAGAUCUUGUCCCAUUGUCUUACAUUGCUGGACUUCUUACCGGCCGCCCCAAUUCCAAAGCCGUUGGUCCCAAUGGUAAAGUCCUAAAUGCAGAAAAGGCAUUCAAGCUAGCCGGUGUGGAAGGUGGGUUCUUUGAGCUACAGCCCAAAGAAGGUCUAGCACUUGUUAAUGGUACUGCAGUAGGAUCCGGCAUGGCCUCCAUGGUUCUCUUUGAAGCCAAUGUACUUGCAUUGUUAUCAGAAGUCUUGUCAGCCAUUUUUGCAGAGGUUAUGCAGGGGAAACCCGAGUUUACUGACCACUUGACACACAAACUGAAGCACCACCCAGGCCAGAUUGAGGCUGCAGCUAUCAUGGAGUACAUUUUAGAUGGAAGUAUAGUUAAGGCUGCCCAAAAGGUCCACGAAAUGGACCCUUUGCAGAAGCCUAAACAGGACCGUUAUGCUCUAAGAACCUCACCUCAUUGGCUCAGUCCACUAAUUGAGGUCAUCCGGUCAUCUACUAAAAUGAUCGAAAGAGAGAUCAACUCGGUUAAUGACAACCCUUUGAUUGAUGUCUCAAGAAACAAGGCUAUACAUGGUGGUAACUUUCAAGGAACACCAAUUGGUGUUUCUAUGGAUAACACGCGUUUGGCUAUUGCUGCAAUAGGAAAAUUAAUGUUUGCUCAAUUCUCUGAGCUUGUAAAUGACUUUUACAGCAACGGGUUACCUUCCAAUCUUUCUGGAGGACGUAACCCCAGCUUGGAUUACGGUUUCAAAGGAGGUGAAAUCGCUAUGGCUUCAUACUGUUCGGAACUCCAGUUUCUUGCCAACCACCAUGUCCAAAGUGCUGAACAACACAACCAAGAUGUAAACUCUUUGGGAUUGAUUUCAGCAAGAAAAACAGCCGAAGCAGUUGAAAUCUUAAAGCUCAUGUCAUCAACCUACUUGGUAGCUUUGUGCCAAUCCGUUGACUUGAGGCAUCUAGAAGAAAACAUGAAGUCAGCUGUAAAGAGCACCGUGAGCCAAGUGGCCAAAAAGGUUCUAACUACAGGUGUCAAUGGCGAGCUCCACCCAUCAAAAUUCUGCGAAAAAGACUUGCUUCAAGUAAUUGACAGAGAGUACGUCUUUGCAUAUAUUGAUGACCCUUGCCUAGCCACAUUUCCAUUGAUUCAAAAGCUUAGACAAGUCCUUGUCGACCACGCUUUAAAUAAUGGUGAAAGUGAGAAGAACACAAGCACUUCAAUCUUCCAAAAGAUUGGUGCUUUCGAAGACGAACUUAAAGCCAUUUUGCCCAAACGAGUCGAGAGUGUAAGAGUGGCAUAUGAAGAUGAUACAUUGGCAAUCCCAAACAGGAUAAAAGCUUGCAGAUCAUACCCACUAUAUAGGUUUGUUAGAGAGGAGCUUGGAGCCGGGUUUUUGACAGGUGAGAAGGUGACUUCACCAGGCGAGGAAUUCGAUAAGGUGUUUACAGCAAUGUGCCAAGGCCAGAUUAUUGAUCCAUUGUUGGAGUGUGUUCAAGGCUGGGAUGGUGUUCCUCUUCCUAUCUCUUAGAACAACUUCAUUUUAUUAUGUGUUUGAAAGUUUUUAUUGGUUCUUUGUUCACCUUUUUUGAAUUCGUUUAUAAGCAUUGGUUAAGUUGAAACUCCUGGUUUAAAUUUGUACUUAUUUAUU